AUGUUUGGUCUCAUGACGGCAAACGGCCAAUUGCAAGCACACUACCUGGUUAACCAGUUGAGCGACCACUCGAAAUCGGACAUUGCGUGGUUCGGCUCUAUCCAGACCCUCAUCGAGUUUAGUUUCGCCAUCUUCACAGGCCGAUACUUUGACAUCCACGGGGCCAAGUUGCUGGUCAGUUCUGCGACCGUGCUGGCUUUCGUGAGCGUCAUCGGAUUGGCCUUUGCCCACGAAUACUACCAGUUUCUAUUGAGCUUUAUUCUGUUCGGUUUCGCCGCCAGUCUUAUUUACGCGCCGUCGGCCGCCGUCGCAAGCCACUGGUUCGAUAAGAGGCGCGGCCUCGCGAUCGGUUGUAUCGUCGCUGGGUCGGGGUUGGGCGGCGUGCUCUACCCUAUCAUCCUCGAGCAGUUAUUUCGCCAGAUCGGAUACCGGAACACGAUGCUCUUUGUCGGCGGUCUCAACUUUUGUCUUAUGGCCCCAGGGAUAUGGUGGAUGAAGACCAGGUUGCCUCCCCGAGCCCCGCCAAAGUGGAGCGCAAUGAAGGCGCCAUGGAAAGAUAUCAGGUAUGUCGUGCACGUGAUUGGUGCAGCACUGUUCGGGAUGAACGUCCUCUCGCCGUACUUUACUGCCAUUUAUUACAUGGACAGCAACAACGUGCCAAAGUACAUCUCCGAGUAUGCCGUUGCGAUAGCGCUUUCGGGUAGCUUGGUCGGCCGCUGUAUCCUGGGAUGGAUGGCCGACAUUGUUGGGGUGUGGAAAGUCUUUGGAGCGGUUGGACCUGUUUCCGGCAUCAUCCUCUUUGCACUCUGGCUCCCGAUCGUCGGUACCGCCCCGGCCAUUGUCGGAUUGAUCACGUACGGUAUGAUCUCCGGCUCGUGGUUCGCCCUCCUCCCCGCCGCGACCGCUACCAUCUCGCCCGUCCACGAGGCUGGUAUGCGUUUCGGCAUGCUCGUCUCCGCGCUUGCGGUGCCAUCCCUCGUCGGGCCAGUCAUCACGUCCGCCCUCAUCGAAAAGGGCAACAACACGUUCAAGUGGGCGGCCGUGUGGGUCGGCCUAUGCUCCAUGCUGGCUGGGGCAGUUGUCAACUCGGUCCCACUCAUGACGUGGUGGCGGAAGCGAAUGGCGGACAAGGAGUCGGAGACGGACACUGAGUUGGGCACAGUGCCCAGCACUGUCGAGAAGUCGCGUGACGUCACGAAAGAGAGGGCGGGCGAGCAACAGUGA
Cutaneotrichosporon cavernicola is the source of this 1224-nucleotide messenger RNA. RefSeq lists its product as uncharacterized. NCBI's taxonomy places the organism in Eukaryota, Fungi, Basidiomycota, Tremellomycetes, Trichosporonales, Trichosporonaceae. The coding region runs from base 1 to 1224 and encodes 407 amino acids. The transcript is spliced from 2 exons. Gene Ontology annotation, molecular function: transmembrane transporter activity. The record is from RefSeq and is a predicted model, not a curated record. Gene Ontology annotation, biological process: transmembrane transport. Gene Ontology annotation, cellular component: membrane.